AAAGUUCAAGAACUCCUACGAGUGCGAGUGCUCUUUCGCCCUCGGUAAGAAUAUUGUUGCCCCGUAACGAGCUUCUCGCUUCUUACUAAAAGAUGGUUACCGAUGUCGAUAUAAAGGAGGCUCUCGCUUCCGGUUAAUUCUGUCGCCUUGUCCGCAAGGAGAUCGAGUUUUACUGCGCCAACUUCGGUCUCGAUGCCGAGCUUGUUUCUCACUCCCGUAUGCGCGGUCUCUGCGGUGGUCAGCGUGUCAAGGUCUGGCUGGCACUUGACGAUCGAAUCUUCGUCCGGUUAUUUUUGGAAACUUGCGCCCACCAGCACCAUUCUACUCAUUGGCCUUCUCCUGGUAUUUAGGUUGGGCUUGUUGGUACUUAGGGUGGGACUUCGUCUCAAUCUGGAACAAGUUCCACAUCCUCGUCCUCAGAACUGGUUUCUGAGCCACCAGAACGGGCAUCGCUCCCCGAACGCCCAACUGCAUCCUCCUUCCAUCACUCCGACUCCAGGUGCGGGUCGCUCCCUUCUUCCGGCUCAUCUUUCUUUGUCUUUCAUCGCUGUCUUUCAUCUAGAGGGUGCUUUUUCUCCCUCGUUCCAUCUACUCGUUUUUCUUCCGCUUUUCUCUCCCUCGACCCUAGCUAACACGCUCGCCGAUCAGGAGCAAAUCGCGGGUGCCGUCAACACGACAUCCAAUACACGGCCUGCUCCGGCUGGCAAAGACCGUAUACCGACCAGCGUAUUAAUGGAGAGCGCAUCAAGUACGACCUGGUAAGCGUUACCGCAUAUAUGGGCUCUAAAAGUCAAGAAGAUAGGCCGAAGUAAAAUGUGAGAACGGUAUUUACACAAGGGAAGCAUACACCACUGCAACAGACGCGGUAGAGCAGGCGAGGGUGUACCAGCCGGUCCUUCAGCC
Messenger RNA from Neurospora hispaniola, 903 nucleotides. RefSeq lists its product as uncharacterized. Lineage: Eukaryota; Fungi; Ascomycota; Sordariomycetes; Sordariales; Sordariaceae. The coding region runs from base 193 to 762 and encodes 189 amino acids. The record is from RefSeq and is a predicted model, not a curated record. The transcript is spliced from 2 exons.